GGUCCUUGGUUUUACCAGUUUCAUAUAGAUCCUUGUAGUUGGGCCGUAGCUGAGGAGUUCACAAAUUAUAUGCAGGUUCGAGAACUACAAGGAAACAACAUUUUAUUACAUGAAACAAUGAGAAGCCAUGACCUGUGUAAUACCGUUACAUCAAUAGUUAUUGUCAGAGGGCCUGGUGUUUUUAUGGGCAAAGAUCUUGUUGGUAAUAACUGGAGUGGUAAGAUAAUCUUGGUUGCAACGGACUAUACAAGCUUUGCUAUAAAUUGGGGAUGCACAAAGUGGUCAGUAUUUAAUGAUGGACUAUGUGAAGAUCCUUCUGUAUAUGUAAAGACUAGAGAACUAAACCCAAUUCCGAAAGUACUGAGACGCAUAGAAACGGUUCUGCAAAAUACGUGGGGAAUCUCUGUUAACCAACUGAGGAGGAUAUCUAAUGAUAAACCUUGCUCAACUGGAGGCUCCUCUUGGAUAAAAAAGAACGGGAACGUUGGCUAAGAAUGUCAGUAUUUGAAGCGUAAAAACAGCUACAAAUAAAAGAGCAGUGGUUGAACAUAAAAGACACAAGAUACAAAUAUUAAAGAAUUAACGACUGCUUCAUUAUUUUAUUCAAGUAACCCGGUACCAGGCAUUUUAUAUUAACAGGCUGAGUAGCAUCUUGCAUACAACGCAACCAUUGUUCAUAAUUAUAUUGUUACAAAUGCCUCAUCGACAUUACUCGGUAUCAUCUCCAGUCGAACCACUUUCGAAGCAAGGCAUGCAUUUUCAAAUUUAAUAUACGCAUCACAAUUAUCUGUACAUGUUUUCUUAUAUUGAGUUUAGAUUAAUACACAAUGUAAAUAUUCAUAGUUCCACUGCUUACUCAAUUUGGUUUUGGCAUAUACUUUCUAAAACGAUGAUAUACAUAGAAUUUACCCUGACUACGCCGCCUAUUACAAUUUUCGAACAGCAUUGACUCCUUUCAGUACCUUGAACAAUAUCUCUCCUUCUAGGCAUAUAAUAAGUUAUAGACAAUACUGAUCAAUGAACACGUGAAUACAUGAUCAUUUUCCUCACUCCAUUUGCAAAUUUUAUAUACACGUGUCUAACAAUCAUUUUGAGGAAGAAUACCAGAUGCAUUCGAACUUUUUAAAAGUUUACCUAACGGCGUUGUGCUGUAGCAGCCGAACAUCUUAUUGCACUGUCAAAGUGAAGUAGUUAAUCAACAUUUAUUUGAACGCUACACAAUUUUACUACAUUAGAGACGAUUUGCGGUAAAUUAUUGAUUUUUGGCAUUAAGUGUAUAAAUGGUGGAUAGAUUUGUUUGUUGUUAAUUGUUAUUUAAAGCGUUUCCUCUUCUAAAGGUAACAAUAAUAUUGUUUGUAAUUAAGAAAUUAUUAUCGAGCACCAGAUAAUUAAGUUUUCAUAAGCAUAUGGUUUUAUUGGUAAGUUUGAUGUGUAAACUACUUUUUUAUAUGACCGACAGUUUGUGAUCAAAGGAGGUCUAGCAGUAAGUGUUGUUUUGUUUCAAACAAAUCCUUUAUUAGUGCAAACAAUAAAUUUUUCUGGUUUUUGUUGAAUAUUAAAGCAGUUAUAUGGAAAUAUAAAUUUAAAAGACAUAAUUAAACGACAUAAAAUUCCUCGAUACAUUACACAUUUUGACCUUACGUGUGUGUUGGACGACUUCCCCCAAUAUUAACACCACCCAACUACUGAGAUCACUUCUAAAAGAAACCGUCGGUGGUCUUAUUAGCGGGGUUCUACUGUACAUGUGUGGCUAGAUGUUCUGUUGACGGAACACAAAAUUUUAUCGCAAAAUAACUUUAAUUCGAGUAAGCUUGCUUUAAUAUAAAAGUGAUUGCAGUGCCAAGAAAUCAAUUUUUCAGAGGUCGAAUUAUUUCAGUUUUGAUUGCUGAAUUGCAUUUGUUCAUGCCAUGUGUUCGCCCAAAAUAGUGUCAGGAGAGGAAUCUUCGCGUGUCUUCUACCUCUAAAAUUGACCACGGAGAGAACUAACAGACAGAGCAUCACUGCCUGUCGUAUUCACUCAAUAGGUCACGUCUAGUAGUUCAACAAAGACAUAAGGCGAGCGGUUGUAUUA
Messenger RNA from Mercenaria mercenaria, 2071 nucleotides. RefSeq lists its product as uncharacterized. Lineage: Eukaryota; Metazoa; Mollusca; Bivalvia; Venerida; Veneridae. The transcript is spliced from 4 exons. The record is from RefSeq and is a predicted model, not a curated record. Bases 70 to 492 code for a protein of 140 amino acids.